GUCUGUGCCGCUGCUUCCGGGUGUCUUCAGUCCAAAGCCCCUUUACAUCAGAUAUUCUGGUAUAUUCUGAUGAGAAUAAUAAGGCUGCGGGGUUAGGAAAGCGUCUCAAAAAUGAACAGGAUAUUCGGACGAGGAAAGCCGAAAGCUCCUCCUCCAAAUUUGUCGGACUGCAUUGGGAAUGUGGACGCCAGGACAGAGUCCAUUGAGAAGAAGAUUGGCAGGCUGGAUGCUGAGCUGAUGAAGUACAAAGAUCAGAUGAAGAAGAUGAGAGAUGGGCCCUCAAAGAACAUGGUAAAGCAGAAGGCGAUGAGAGUCCUGAAGCAGAAGAGAAUGUAUGAAGGUCAAAGGGAUCAACUGGCACAGCAGUCCUUUAACAUGGAGCAGGCAAACUAUACAAUCCAGUCAUUAAAGGAUACCAAAACAACGGUGGAGGCCAUGAAGAUUGGUGCAAAGGAAAUGAAGAAAGCAUACAAGGACGUCAAACUUGAUCAGAUUGAGGAUUUACAGGACCAACUGGAGGACAUGAUGGAAGACGCUAAUGAAGUCCAAGAGGCCCUGAGCCGUAGCUACGGCACUCCAGAGAUAGACGAGGAUGAUCUUGAAGCAGAGCUGGAUGCCCUGGGAGACGAGCUGCUGCUGGACGACGACAGCUCCUACCUGGAUGAGGCUUCGGCCGCCCCAUCUAUUCCUGAGGGAAUCCCCAGCGACAGCAAGACAAACAAGGAUGGCGUUUUGGUGGAUGAAUUCGGGCUGCCGCAGAUUCCCGCCACAUAAAGGAGGAACGGACAAAACAGCUGCACUUCGACUGAAACACUUUUGUAAGCAGAGUGGCGUUUCUAGCUGGAGACCAGUUUGACCUGAGAACACUACUGUCCCGCAGUCGUCUUGGUGAUGGAUCGUGUGUUGUUACGACUACCAUGCUAGCAUGUGGCCUUGUAACAUAGCCAUUCCUUUUUUUUAAUCCUUAAUCCCCUUCAUCCUCCUUUCCAUCACUUGUCAUCCAUGUCCAUGUAUAUUAAUUUAUUAUUUACUAAUUUUUGUGUGAUGUCAGCGCUCACUUGUUUACUCAUUAACUGUUUUACAGUUCUCAAAAGUGGAAGUGAUUUCCCUUUUGUCCUUUCAGUAUGUCUGCAAGGCCCUUUGAAAUGAACAAAAUAAAUUGUUUUUUUGAUUUAACCUUUCAGAA
Molecule: messenger RNA, 1186 nt
Organism: Myripristis murdjan (pinecone soldierfish)
Lineage: Eukaryota; Metazoa; Chordata; Actinopteri; Holocentriformes; Holocentridae
Gene: chmp5a
Product: charged multivesicular body protein 5a
Exons: 8
Coding region: 112-774 (220 amino acids)
Biological process (GO): late endosome to vacuole transport via multivesicular body sorting pathway; vesicle budding from membrane
Cellular component (GO): multivesicular body
Source: RefSeq, a predicted model, not a curated record